UUUGAAAUAUCUGCCAGAGUGGUGGACGGGUUAUCAGAAUCACGGGCCUACACACACCAUGUUUGUCACACUUUGUUUACAUAAUGCGCUUUUCUAUGUAGCCAGUGGUGCCCACGGUUCACGCAACUCCAUGGGAAAAGCACACACGAAAACAACGUGGUGUCAUUCAUUCGGUACUUGACCGUGCCCGCACCGUAGAACACCCAUUAUGAUGAACCCUAGGAAGUUUCCAAUCUCCGCCGUAUUCGUGCAGCGACCGUGUUCAGCAGGUUUUGAGCCCAAGCAAGGCGCAAACAUUAAUGUGUGACGACAGCCUUUAUGGGGUAAAAGCUCCCGGAUGUGAAUUCAUCAUCAGCCAAUUAAGUCAACCAGUUGAUUAAGAUGGACCGUUAGAGCUACCCCUUGGAGUCUUUUAGUUUUUGCUGACGCUUUGGCAUCCUCCGCAUGGCGAUCCAAGGCAACCAAUUCCAUUCAUGCGUUCAUUCAGUCACCACCAUUGACUGUGAUUACUGUUACGUGUGUAACCGACAAAGGCACUCCUACCACGUGCCCCCCUCAUGGUGUGAUGAGGAUACCCACGAUUGAGUUCGUGUUCGACCGCAGUCUCAGGCAAUUACAACCUACUCGACAUUAAGGAAGACGAACUUCCCGCCCCAGGAAGUCGAUUCCUGUGGCUUUUUUCCUCCCUAAGAAAAAGGCCUCAACAAGAAGGUUGUUAAAUCUCUGUGACUGAGACUGUGGACAUUGAUGUGUUGAUGUAUUCUACAGAUUUUGAUCCAGCCAGUGUACUAUAUAGACAGUGCUGUUCGUAGUUUGACAAUAUCUGUCCACUGAAAUGAUGCAUCGUCAACUUGAAAGAAUGACAACUGCGUACUUAAUCUUGAUGCUUUCACUUCACGUUUACGGCGCCUUUCUGCCUGCUGAUGAAAGGGUUCUUGGUAAAACACGGAGUGAUUUUAUUGGCGUGCUUCGAAAGCAUGGUGAGCGGACGACAGCAGUCCGGCUCGGCAGCAUCUCGGCUCUGGAGACAGCGACCGGCGAGAUACCUAUGCACACUGCAGGAGAUUCCCCAGGGACAGUAACCGUCGAACCCGGCUUCAUCUUCCGCGAAGUGACAGACGGCAUAGAGACCGUGCAAGUUGUUUACGACGGGAACUAUGUGCCCAAGAACUGCUUCGUCUCUGCCGACCAGCCCCCCGUGCUGGAGUUACAGGAUAGGGUGCGGCAGUAUGCCCCGCAAAAUCUCGGCACCACGGCCAGAAAGGCGUCCACGGCGGGGAAAAGCGGAACAAAGAACCCCAACAUCGUCACCGCGCCGGAGUCAUUGUUGCCGUAUUUGCAGUACGCUCACAAUGCUUCCGAUUACACCUUGCUGGUCGUACCCAGCACUUCAGUCAACCUCAAACUCCCAUCUCGACUCCUGCGAUCAAUGGUAAGCCUGGACCUGAUCAAAUCCCACUGCGAGGGCCUUCUGCUGAACUCCUCCGUGGUGGGGAAUGGGAGGCCACGAAGAAGCCUGCUCACCUAUCCCAAGACGCUGUGGUGCGGCAAGGGCACCCAGGCGACCCACUUCGAUCAACUGGGUGAAGAGGAAAACACGGACAGGUGUUGCAGGGCCCAUGAUCACUGCCCCCAUCCCCAGAUUGCUCCGAUGGAAAAGAAACUGUUCCUCAGGAACAUUUCCCCCCACACCAUCAGCGACUGCAGAUGUGACAAAGCAUUUCACAAAUGCCUAAAGAGAGCCCGCUCUCCGGUGGCAAUGGGUGUGGGUGAUGUCUAUUUCAACCGGCUGAAGAUCAAGUGCUUCGUCACGCGUCAAAAGCGGCAGUGUCUGGAGAUGACCUGGUUUGGCUCAUGCCUCCGGCGAGAGAAGACCGACACAGCUGUCCUGCGGGCCGCUCGCCCCUUUCCGGACGGGAAAAACUUGACCAAAGCUGAGAAGGCGCUACGAAGGAAGAGGAGACGAGGAUCCUUCGAACUGAACUGAGCAUUUUAGCGAUGCUCAAUAGCAGGGUUUGGCUCGACUGGAAGGCCUGCAUAUUGUAAUACCGCGGCCACUGCUGUAGCCCAAUUGGCCAGACAGCAAAUAUUUUCGACAUUCACAAUGCAUCAUGGAAUUGAACGGCAAAGAAAGAAAUGCAUUUAAUUCACAAAGCUAUGGGAGAAGUGAAACCUGCAAAACAUUAAUCUAUUUCCCCUUUACUACAUAUUUAUUACAGUCAAAGUCAUCCUCUUUUCACAGUGUUGCAUAAAGAUUACAUUUACUCUUGUUAAGAUAGUAACAAGAAUCGAGUUUUAAAGCAGAGCAGAGACAAAAAUUGCGAAUCCCUUCCGCGUGCGCCAGUUUCUUUGUUGGACUGAGAUCGUAAAUGCCAAUGAGCUAUGAAAAUCAGGACUUGAAGCUGCUCAUUCGGCCCGCAUUGACCAAUCACGUUCAUAUUUAGCCUGUGGUCCUCGAGCUAGAUCAAGAGUUUUCUUCUUACAAACUUGAAAAAUUGUUCGUUUUGAAAAUGUUCAAGUACACUACCCAUCCAACUCUGACAUAAUGAGGGGGUACUUGAAAAUAAUUAUUCUGCAGAAAGUUGUCAGUUGACGUUCGACUGGUUAACUUCACCACAGGUUAGUGUUUGAAAUAAGAGCUGUCUCAUCAAUUUCCAUGAUGCAAUGGGAAUGUGGAAAAAAGGUGUGGCAUUGUUUUCAAUGACUGAAGUUGAGCUCAAUACUUGUGUAUUAUUGUUUGAAACUGUGUAGAUGCAGUCUACUUUAUGCUGACAAUAUAAUGCUUGAAAUCACAAUGCACGACGUAUCUGCUGCUUUAGAAAACUGUUCGUACUCAGUAACCAUUUUUAUACAACGUAUAAGUUAGGAGGGUUGAGUUUUUAUAACCAUUUCUGAAAUCUCCUAAAUUUAGAUUUUUACCCACUUAGAACAUGUUAUGACUUUUAGGCGUGCCUGACGUUUUGUAUUACUACGUGCAGUACUAAUCGUAACGCUAAGUAGUCGAUUGCUUUCGUAACAACUAGGACAGCUUCUAGUCUACUGAGUGCAAAUAACAUUAAAACUGAGUUCAAGUCCACUGUAAAUGAAGUUCAUUCACCGACAUACUCGGUAAAGCUUUUGGGUACCCUGUUUAUGUAAUAAAUACCAUAGUAUUAUUUAUUUCGGCAGCCUACUUGAAAGGUCAAGUGCGUCUUUUGCACACAGGACGAUUACCAUCGUCACCACAGACGGGCAACCGAGAAAAAUUUACCAGUGACCUUUUACUCUGACCAACUCACUUGCAGAGCUGGAGGGAUACAGAGAGAUAAGUGGAAGCGUGGCCAAUAUGCAUUUUAAAUGUACCAAAAAUGACACUUGUAAACUACAUUCAAAAUGUUGUUUUUCACUGUGUGAACUCUGUCUUGCUGAUUGUUGAUAAAGUUAUAUGUGCUUUUUGUGUGCAUCAUUUCACGUAGGCCAAUGAUCUGUUCUCUUUCCAAGUCACUGCAAAGAACGGUAAAAUCAUGCACCGAAAGGAUUUGAUAUUUGCACCUGAAAAUUGCCAAACUCUUUGUGCGUCCAUGCAAGGGCACAAUUUUCAUAGACUGCUUUUUUCCCUCAGGUGUCUCUUCAGGCACUUAAUUAUCAUAGUACUAUAUUCUUGCUUUAGGCCAAAUUCCACGGAUGAGUCGUGUGAUUUGCAGACUGUGACGCGUCCUGAUUGAGCUCUGCCGGUAAAGCGGCUAGGAAUUAUACGUGCGUUUAUGGCAGCCACUGGCUAGAGGCCGCAGGUUGCAGCCGGCUGUUGAGUGCGGAAGCGUUGCGUCACUUUGAACCGAAGAAGCAGUGCAAAUGAAUGGAGUUUACACGCUGGUUUGCGCGCUAAUGCCUUUUGCAAAAGAAAAAAAACCAAAACAACCCCCCCCCCCAAAAAAAGCACAACCAACAGCUGCCAACAUUUUCAUAUACUCACUGUUGAUUGGAUGCAUCUGUUCAAAAUAUUCCCCAAUCGUAGAUGUGGACAUUAAUAAUUUAAUAUCGUAUAACUGCAGAGUAUGAAAGCGGAGCACACAAUUCAAUCUGAUAAUUACCAGGGAUAAAUUUGAUGCACCGUGGGACCAAGUUCGAUGAAGACUACAGCGCCGUCAGUGAAGUGGCAAAAGUUACGCUUGUUUUAGCCCUGACCAUACUGAGGCGCUGUACAAUUUUCGCUUUGUAAAUAAAAAGUGUAAAACAUUUUUGGUGUCAGUCAAUAUUGCAAAUUUAGUUUGACUCUGUGAAUUUGUAACUUCAAUAAAAAAGUACGACAUGCAGUGAAAUAAAA
Messenger RNA from Acanthaster planci (crown-of-thorns starfish), 4303 nucleotides. RefSeq lists its product as uncharacterized. The record is from RefSeq and is a predicted model, not a curated record. Gene Ontology annotation, molecular function: A2-type glycerophospholipase activity. Gene Ontology annotation, biological process: phospholipid metabolic process; arachidonate secretion. NCBI's taxonomy places the organism in Eukaryota, Metazoa, Echinodermata, Asteroidea, Valvatida, Acanthasteridae.